UCCAGAUCACUGGAGUGAGCUCCGCAAUCACAAUCAAAUUUUAUUUGUUUUUUUUUAUUAUUAUUAUUAUUGUUUGUUCUUUGCAAUCUUUUAAAAUAAUUCCCCAAGAACAAUCAUGCCUGAAUUUUUCCAGGGUUCUUUGAAAUAUGACACAGUCUUCCUAAUGUCAGUGUAAUAGCCAUUUGGUGACUGUGACCCUUUGUGAACAUGAGUGUUUUUUUGCAGGUGGCUGUCAGCUGGGCCCAUACUGAUGUCACGGUGGCUACAUGCGAUAAGUUUCUGCGUCUGCCUUGGGUGGGUCCAGCCUGACAAGCGGCACUUCCUUCCCCCUCACAUAUAGAUGUGAAAACAUCUGCCCAAGCUGGCAGUCAGAGGGGAUGACAGUCAGCAUCAAGGCACAGUGACAGCAGGUUCUCAGCACAGGGCAUCAACAAUGCUGCUGACUGUAGGGAAUCCUAUCGGGACGAUUUGAUCACUGCGCCAUACUUAGGUGGACAGUGACAGCUGAUGUCUUUACGUCUUCACGCACACUGCAGCUGUCGUCUGAGCUCUCAGCUCUCCCGGCCCGUCUUAGACACCUCCAGUAAGACAGUGAGAGAGAGUGAGAGCUGCCAGAGGACCUGCCCUGCUCCCUGAGUACCACAGCACCCCCUCCAUCACCAUGCAGAUCUUGAGCAUCGUGGGAUUCUGCCUCGAGCCGUACGGGAAGAACGGCAGCGAUGUGGUGCUGGAGCACUACAACCACACGGGCCGGCUGCAGAACAGGAAGCCUGAAGGCAGCGGGGUCUCCCUCACUAAAGCUGUCUUCCUCGGCAUCAGCAUGCUCAUCGUCCUGGAGAACCUGCUGGUGCUGACGGCCGUGCUCUUCCGCAUCCGGCAGCGCCGUCGCUGGGUCUACAUCUGCAUCGCCAACAUCACCCUCAGCGACCUGCUCGCCGGGGUCGCCUACGUGGUCAACCUCCUAAUGUCCGGCAGAAAGACCUUCGAGCUGAGCCCCAGCCAGUGGCUUUUCCGUGAGGCAGUGCUCUUCGUGACUCUGGCAGCAUCCAUCUUCAGCCUGCUGCUGAUCGCUGUCGAGAGGUACACCACCAUGAUGAAGCCUCUGCGCCGUAAGUCGGACUGGACAUCCUGCCGUAUCUACAUCAUGGUGGCCCUCUGCUGGCUGGCAGCCUUCAUCAUGGGCUUCCUCCCCCUACUGGGCUGGAACUGUAUCUGCCAGAAGGACAGCUGCUCUACCCUACUGCCUCUGUACUCCAAAAGUUACAUCUUAUUCUCCCUCAUCGUCUUCCUUCUCAUCCUGACGGGAAUCGGCGUACUCUAUGGCGCCAUCUACUGCCACGUGAGGCGGAGCUCACAAACCGGGCAGAUACCCAGCCACAAGCGCUAUCUGCAGCUCUUAAAGACAGUCAUCUCCAUAGUGGGAGUCUUCGUGGUGUGCUGGGGACCACUCUUCUUCCUGCUGCUGGUCGACUACUUCUGCUACUCACGCAUGUGUGGCCCACUCAACAGCGCUGACUGGGUGAUCACGCUGGCGGUGCUCAACUCGGCCAUCAACCCCGUCAUCUACUCGCUGGGCAGCACCGAGCUGCGGCGGUCCAUUGCCGGCCUGCUGUGCUGCAGCUGCGUGAAGGCCGGCCUCUGCGACGCCAACGCCUUCCUGUCCAAGGAGACCGACAGCACGUCCGGCAGUUUGAACCGGCAGAGCAGCUUACAUAACAGUUUCAGCAGGGUGAGGAGCAUGAGCACCAGCCCCCAGCCCCAAACUAAAGCCAAGAAGGUCCGCCUCAGCUCCACCACCUCCUGCUUAUCAGUGUCGAGCAGUUAAACCACAAAACCCCAACCUCUGCAACCCCACCCAAACCCCUACCUGUUCACUGCAGAGUCUCUCAAUCCGGUCUUCAGCGACCUGCAGAUGGUCCAUAUUUCUCAGUUACAAUAAAAUCUGCUUUGUUUACUUUUUUUUUUAACUAUUGCAGAAGCACAAUGCUUAAUAAUAGCUCAGAAAUGCACAACAGCUCCUGCAGGCUCAUUUACACACAGACACACACACAAUGUUGACUGAGGGUGAUAAAUAUGUAUGUUUAAUGUAUUGAGUCUUUAUGAUGAAUGUAUGAUUUCUUACUGAGGGUUAGACGUGUAUAAAAAGACAUGGAAAAACAAACAUUUGUGACUGGAUUGAUAUGCUGUUCUAAAAGCACUGUAUUUGAAUGUAUUUCAUAUUUUUCUAUGAAUAAACUGGGAUAUUUUAUAUCCUA
Messenger RNA from Brienomyrus brachyistius, 2255 nucleotides. It is a transcript of the gene s1pr4, whose product is annotated as sphingosine-1-phosphate receptor 4. Gene Ontology annotation, molecular function: sphingosine-1-phosphate receptor activity. NCBI's taxonomy places the organism in Eukaryota, Metazoa, Chordata, Actinopteri, Osteoglossiformes, Mormyridae. Gene Ontology annotation, cellular component: membrane. Bases 662 to 1825 code for a protein of 387 amino acids. The transcript has 2 exons. The record is from RefSeq and is a predicted model, not a curated record. Gene Ontology annotation, biological process: G protein-coupled receptor signaling pathway.